Molecule: messenger RNA, 3986 nt
Organism: Solea solea (common sole)
Lineage: Eukaryota; Metazoa; Chordata; Actinopteri; Pleuronectiformes; Soleidae
Gene: ecel1
Product: endothelin-converting enzyme-like 1
Exons: 18
Coding region: 484-2907 (807 amino acids)
Biological process (GO): protein processing
Cellular component (GO): plasma membrane
Molecular function (GO): metalloendopeptidase activity
Source: RefSeq, a predicted model, not a curated record
GCAGACAUCGGUGCGGAUCGCCGUGUGUGUGCGUGUGUCUGAGGAUCUCUGGAUGAGGAGGAGGAGGAGGGCGAGGAUAAUCUGGUCGGACCUUUGGUGGUGUGGAUCUCCCGCAUCCACGGACACUUUUCCCUUUCUCAACGUGGAUUCACAUUCACUCACCACAGCUGACCUGUAACCGGUUGGAGCGAGGGAAGAGAGAGAAGAGCAACUGGAACAGAGAAGAGGAUGAGUAAGAGAAAGCUGGACCCAAGAGAUUCAUUUUACACAAUGGGAGCCUCUGGCUCUGCACACAUUUGAUUUCAAAAAGAAUAAAGGAGACUUUUCCUAAAGAAGCCCGACAGGAUUUCGACUUCACUUUAGUGCUUUGGCCUGUAGUGAGAGAACUAGUCAUGACAGCACUCUGAACAGAGAAAUAACUUCUUUUUCAUCCCCUUCGCCCUAAGCCUGUCUGCAGCUUUUCACCUAAAACAAUUCUUUGCCAUGGAGAAAACAUACUCAUUAACUGCACACUACGAUGAGUUCCAGGAAGUAAAAUACGGUGGUCGCUACAGCAGUGAUAUCCUCAGCAACGGCAUGACCCUUCACCUGGGGGGCAGUCUGGACCGCCAUGUGGGGCGGAGCAGAGGAGGGACCUGGUCAAACGGGCGAAACAAAGAUGUAAGCAACGCCAGCAGCAAUGGAGGGCUUCCUCGCUGGAGCCGCAGAGAGAUCUGUCUACUCUCGGCUUUGGUGUUUGCAGCGGGCAUGUGUGUCAUUCUGGGGAGCAUGCUGGCACUUAAGUACAUUUCCCUGGAUGCACAACAGGACCCGCAGUGCCGCCAAGACUGCCAGCGCAAGCGCUCGCUACUGCGCACGGCUCGCAUGGUCCAGGCCAAUAUUGACCCAACCAUCCAGCCCUGCCAGGACUUCUAUUCCUUCGCCUGUGGCGGCUGGUUGAGGCGCCACGGCAUCCCCGAGGACAAGCUCAGCUACGGCAUCAUCACCGCUAUAGGGGAACACAAUGAGGAGAAACUCCAGCACCUCCUGAUAGAGCCCAUACGGAGGCGUGGGCCCGACUCAGCCGAGCGCAAGGUCAAAGAGUUCUACAAGUCCUGCAUCAACAUCCAGGAAAUCGACAAGCUGGGCUCUGACCCCAUGACGGAGGUGAUCGACAGCUGCGGGGGGUGGGACCUGGUGGGGGCUCCCUCCGGUGCUGCUGGGUGGGAGCAAGAAGGUGCACCACAGAGGCCGGACUUCAACGAGCUGCUGUACAGGACGCAGGGCGUGUACAGCACCCCCGUCUUCUUCUCCCUCACUGUCAACGUGGACGACAAAAACUCCUCCAGGAACGCAAUCAGGAUUGAUCAGGAGGGGCUCACGCUCCCUGAGAGAAGCCUCUAUCUGGGACAGGACGAAGACAGCGUAAAGAUCCUGGUGGCGUAUAAGGCCCUGAUGGAGCGCUUGCUGAGCAUGCUGGGAGCUCAGAACGCCACGCAGAAGUCCAAGGAGAUUAUAGAGCUGGAGACGCGUCUGGCCAAUAUCACUAUGUCGGACUAUGAUGACCAAAGAAAGGACAUCAACACCAUGUACAACCGCAUCACCCUGAAGCAGCUGCAGCGCAUCGCCCCUAGUCUUCACUGGAAACGCCUGCUCGACAGGAUCUUCCAUGACAACCACUCAGAAGACGAGGAGAUCGUGGUGCUCGCCACUGACUACAUACAGAAAGUGUCCGACAUCAUCAAGACCACUUCUAAGAGGGUUGUCCAUAAUUACAUGCUGUGGCGCAUCGUGGCAGCGCUGAGUGAACACCUGUCCACCGCCUUCCGCAGCACCAUCCACGAGUUUUCCCGGGAGAUUGAUGGCACGGAGCAGCAGCUGGAGCUGGGCAGACUCUGCCUCACCCAGGCCAACAAACACUUUGGCAUGGCCCUGGGAGCCCUGUUUGUCCAGCAGCACUUCUCCUCGCAGAGCAAAGCCAAGGUACAGGAGCUGGUGGAAGACAUAAAACACUCCCUGGACCUCCGCCUGCAGGAACUGGACUGGAUGGAUGAAACCACCAAGGAGGCAGCCAGAGCAAAGUUGAAGCACAUGAUGGUGAUGACAGGAUACCCAGACUCCCUGCUCAAACCUGAGCUCAUAGAUCGAGAAUAUGGGUUUGAUGUGGACGAGAAGACCUAUUUCAAGAACAUCCUCAACAGCAUCAAGUUCAACAUUAAGCUGACGGUCAAGAAGAUCCAUGAGGAAGUGGACAAGACAGCGUGGCUUAUACCCCCUCAGGCCCUCAAUGCCUACUACCUCCCUAACAAGAACCAAAUGGUCUUUCCUGCUGGCAUCCUUCAGCCCACACUCUACAACCCUGAGUUCCCACAGUCUCUCAACUACGGUGGAAUUGGAGCCAUCAUUGGCCACGAGUUAACCCAUGGAUAUGACGACUGGGUGAUGCAAUGGUUCAUGUCCAUAGGGGGCCAGUACGAUCACCAUGGCAACCUCAAACAGUGGUGGACAGAGGAGUCCUACAGGAAGUUUCAGAAGAAAGCGGAGUGCAUCGUCAAGCUUUACGACAACUUCUCUGUUUAUAAUCAGAGGGUGAACGGUCGUCUGACACUGGGGGAAAACAUCGCAGACAUGGGAGGACUCAAGCUGUCAUACUUUGCGUACCAGAAGUGGGUGAGGGAACAUGGUCCAGAGCGGCCGCUGCCUGGCCUUAAAUACACUCAUGAGCAGCUGCUCUUCAUCGCCUUCGCACAGAACUGGUGUAUGAAGAGGAGAUCUCAGUCUAUUUACUUGCAGCUGCUGACUGACAAACAUGCACCAGAGCACUACAGAGUGAUCGGCAGUGUCUCCCAGUUUGAUGAGUUUGCGCGUGUGUUCCACUGUCCAAAGGGUUCCCCGAUGAAUCCUGCAGACAAAUGCUCUGUCUGGUGACCUCUCUGCCUGUCCUGUUGACCUUGGGACGACCUUAGUCUUCACAUACACACACACACACACACACAGACACAACGUGUCAUUCAUCACACAUUCAUCAGUGCCAAAAGGAUGCUACAAAGCUCACGAAGCCCGUGUUUUGCAUCACAAGUAUCUUUUGAUCAUGACAAAAACGUGUUUUCAAGCUUAAGCCUGAUUUUGACUCUGUGUUUCAACACUUUUACAUGAACUCAUGUCACUCACGUCCUGUGAAGUCGUGCACCUGCAGGAUUUUCUUCGUCUCGAUACUAAAACACUAACAUAUUUUGUCGCGCACUGUGAUUAGAAGUCGUAGUAUCCAUGUAGGUUUUCAGUGUUGUGCAUGAACUUUUUGUGACAUGGUGCAGCAUGGCUCGGUGUUCGAGGUACAGAUAUCACCUCUAACACUCAAGCCAGUUAGUCUGAGCAUUUUAACACUUUAUUUAAAAGAAGAAGUCGGAAAAAUCAAGAGUGGACAUCAGCAGCAGCAGCUAUGUCAAAUUUGAAAGUUAAUUAUUGAAAAUGAUUACGAACAGGAAACAUGAACUAGUCCAUUUUUCAAACUCUGAACUUUGAACUAUGAAACACUGUUUUAACGACACCUUGACAUUUGGGAGAGCCCUAUUUUCAGGUGGCACCACGACUGAACAUGUCACUGUAGUGUAGCGUUAUCAUCGUUAUCAUCUAGACGCGUCACACAUCACUCACAGUGUCUUUACAACCACGACAAACAAGGCUGGAUUACUGAACUGGUCUACCAAGCCAGGGCCCUAACGCUCUCUUUUUCCAGAAAUGAAGUUUGAACCCAUAAUUCAUGUGAACCCCAUUAUUAUUAUUACUAUAGUUUCAUUAUUUGUCAGCUUGAUUUCUAAUGUUACUUUAUAGACACACAAGGAUCGAGUGUGGCUCUCUUUUAUUGACAUUACCCACAGAGGAGAACGCCUGUGUUUUUGUACACAGGUGUUAAUGAGAACCAUAGAUCUGCAGCUGUCUCCCUGGUGUACAGUAGGCUUGCAUGUCGUCCUCGCUGCUGCAUGCUGCAGCUGACGCUUUCAUUUGAU